CAGCGAGUGAAGGGGAGCCCGUCAGCACACGACUCUGCUGCCUUUCCAUCGCCUAUACCUUGGUCGCCGUCUUCUGCUCUUCCAGCGCCCCUCAUCCUAUUGCCUCCGCUUCCAUCAUUGGACCCAACGAUCACGGAAGAUCUACAUAGAGACGGCGCAUUCGAGUAUCAUCAACAAUGAGCUUAUUCGGCGGCGGAAACGCCAACAACACAACUACAGGCGGUGGUGGCCUUUUCGGAUCGAGCACAGCGCCAGCGAGCAACACGGGAGGAGGCCUGUUCGGCAGCAACACCAACACGAACCAGAGUAGCAACACCGGCGGAGGACUGUUCGGCGCCAGCACGGCCAAUACCAAUAACACAUCGGGCGGAGGCGGCCUUUUCGGGUCCAACAACACUGCGACGACGGGCAAUGCCACCACUGGAGGACUCUUCGGGUCAAGUACGGCUGCGAACACAAAUACUGCAGGCGGAGGACUCUUUGGCAACAACAACACUCAAGCACAGAGCGGCAACACUGGCGGAGGUGGGCUGUUUGGGAACACGAAUACCACACAAAAUCAGAGCGGUAACACAGGGGGAGGACUAUUCGGUGCUACGAACACGAACAAUGCCAAUAAUGCCGGGUCAUCACUCUUUGGUGGAGGCAACGCAGCUAACAAUAACAAUUCGACAUCGCUAUUCGGAAACCAGAAUCAGAACCAGAGCGGCAGCACUUCACUUUUCGCGAAGCCCCCAGCGAAUACUACCCUCUUCGGCGCGAGUACCUCGAACACGAAUCAGCAGAAUCAAAACACAGGAAGCCUCUUUGCAAAUGCCGGGCAGAGUCAACAACAACAACAGCAGCAGCAGCAGGGACCAGUGGCGAAUGCAUCCGUCUUCAACCCACAGACCGUCACGGUCGGUGGGCUAGGCCACACCAUGACCAAUGCACAAUUACAACGUCUCCAAUUCAGCGGCGCGUCGACUGUUCCUAAUGAGAAGAAGAUUUCCGACCAAAUCCUGACUGUAGUAAAGAAGUGGAAUCCGGACAUUCGAGAAGACCCCAACAGCCAGACAAACUCGCGACGGACGACGGUACUGCAGACGUAUUUGUACAAUGCCGUGCCAAAGGAAUACGCUCCAUUCUUCUAUCCUGACUUCAACCGCGGCGAAGAUGAAAAGAGCUGGGAAGAGGCCCUUAGCCAAAAGCCCGAAUUACCCAAGAUCGAUGAUAAGGAGGUUACAGGGCAGUCAUAUGUGCCAAUCCUCGUGGUGGGCUUCAAGGCACUGGGAGAUCGCGUCGAGACGCAAGCCAAGAUUGUGCAGGAGAUGAGGUCAAGAUUGCACGAGAUGAACAACUCCCUUUCAGCCGUCAUGGAUGCGCAUCAGCAACGCAUAACAGUCAAAAUUGCAGCUGCGAAGCGACAACAUCAGGUUCUGUCACAACGCUGUCUACGAUUAGCGGUCAAAGUCCAAGUGCUUCGAAACCGUGGCUAUGCGCUCGACGCGCAAGAAGAAGGUCUGCGAAAGACACUUCUGAGUCUAGAACGCCAAGUCGCCGAUCCAUCGUUCAUUGGUAGAGAGGAUGAGAUCUGGGCGAGAAUGGUCGCUCUGCGCGAGCGAGCGCGUUGGCUGGAGGAAGAAGGGAAGAGAGUAGCCGCACAGGUCGACUCACAGAAUGCAUCGCAAGGGCAGCAAAAUGGAGCGGCGGGGAACCAGGGCGUGCCCGCAGAUGUUCUAGCGAAAACGAGAAAGAUUCUCAAGGACUAUGACGGGCAAUUACAGCACUUGAACCGGGAGUUGGAGGACGUGAGGAAGGAAUACGAGGCUUGGGAGGAGAUCAACGGACGGCGAUAGUGCUUGGGUAGAAAUUCACGAUAGAGCACCUGGGACUUCGGUGGACAUGCGAAAAGGUUUGAAGGUAGUGCAUUUUUGAGCGCGGCGUUUUGAGGUAAUGUCAGCAUGAGACAUAGCUGUCAAAGAGAGCUCCACCAUACAGUGGCCGAUGUACAAC
Cercospora beticola is the source of this 1995-nucleotide messenger RNA. RefSeq lists its product as uncharacterized. Gene Ontology annotation, biological process: NLS-bearing protein import into nucleus; protein localization to nuclear inner membrane; nuclear pore organization. Gene Ontology annotation, molecular function: structural constituent of nuclear pore. Lineage: Eukaryota; Fungi; Ascomycota; Dothideomycetes; Mycosphaerellales; Mycosphaerellaceae. Gene Ontology annotation, cellular component: nuclear pore central transport channel; nuclear pore. The record is from RefSeq and is a predicted model, not a curated record.